Molecule: messenger RNA, 1651 nt
Organism: Girardinichthys multiradiatus
Lineage: Eukaryota; Metazoa; Chordata; Actinopteri; Cyprinodontiformes; Goodeidae
Gene: laptm4a
Product: lysosomal protein transmembrane 4 alpha
Exons: 7
Coding region: 71-832 (253 amino acids)
Cellular component (GO): lysosomal membrane
Source: RefSeq, a predicted model, not a curated record
UCAUCUACCGUGUGCGCAGAUCGUCGAGGGAAGUGGUGGGCGUUUCUUCGCGUUCGUUCGCUGACUGUUGAUGCUGAGAAGAUUUUUCCGACGUUUCCUGCCAGUUCUCCAGAUGUUUCUCCCUACGCUCGUAGAGGACAUGCACCACUUUAAGCCAAGCCGAGAUAGACUGUACACCACCCGGUGCUGCGGAUGUUGCCAUGUUCGAACCGGGACCAUCAUCCUGGGAACAUGGUACAUGGUGGUUAACCUGUUAAUGGGAAUCCUCCUGACUGUGGCUGUGACGCACCCAGAGAAUGUACCAACCAUCGACCUGCAGUAUGAGGUCAUUGACCAUUACUUUGCUUCCGACAGGAUGUCUGAAAAUGCCUGUGUUGGAUUUGCCAUCUCUCUGCUGAUGCUCACUAUCAGUGCCAUGAUGGUAUACGGAGCCAUCACUCACCGUGAUGGAUGGCUCAUCCCAUUUUUCUGCUACCAGCUGUUUGACUUUGCUCUGAGUUGCCUGGUGGCCAUCAGUUCUCUCACCUACCUUCCCAGGAUCCGGGACUACCUGGAGCAGCUGCCGGAUUUCCCUUAUAAGGAUUAUCUCCUGUCUCUGAACUCAAGCUGCCUCCUCCUCUUUGUGCUGGUCUUCUUUGCCUUCCUGAUCAUUCUUAAGGCUUACUUGAUCAACUGCGUGUGGAACUGCUACAAGUACAUCAACAACAGAAACAUGCCAGAGAUUGCUGUGUACCCUGCUUUUGAGACCCCCCCCCAGUACAUUCUGCCCACCUAUGAGAUGGCAAUGAAGAUGCCAGAGAAGGACCCUCCUCCCCCUUACAUGCCAGCCUAAGCACCUGCCGUGUCACCGGGACACGGACAAGCACACCCAGCCAUCAUAUGCAUUCCUUCAUGCCCCGUCUAACCCAUUACGAACCCCAUGAAGCUCCUGUCCCCCUCUGAAACCUGUAUCUGUGUGUGAGGCUUUUGAAGAUGUUUUGUUUAACCUCUCCGCUGUAUUUCUUUGGUGUUUAUAGAGCAUCCUGGAGAUGUGAUGGGGAAAAAAGGUGUGAGAAUUAAAACGUGUGUGAUAAUGAAUGGAUGAAUGUGAAAAAGCAUUGGAAAGACCCCCCCACCCUUUCUAUCCUAGACCCUCAGCCCUUUUUUAAGUCAUAGUAAAAGGGAAAUGUGAAAAUAUUUGCUCAUCAAUCCAGCACCAUUUUAUUAAUAGAUCAAUAUAUGAAGUACUAAAGAAUUGUUCAACUAUGACAAUCCACUUCUUAGAGCUCCUAUUGUUGAGUUGUGUUGGAGUUUUCUGUUGCUUGUUAAAACCUGAAGUAUUCCGCCUCUGCCUUGAUCCGAGUCUUUAGCACUUUUUUGUCUGUAUUUAUUUAGCUUUGCAGUAGUACGGUUCACAGCAUCAUCACCGCUUUGCUGCAGUGGUGUUUGAGCUUCUGAGUUUGUUUGUUUUCCAGCUGGAACUGAAGGAGAGCAGAACAUGGAUCGUUUUUUUUCUCUGCCUCUUUCUCGCCUGACAUGCAGAAUAACGGCUAGUCUUGUGAACAUUAGUUGUUGCAUGCUUAUCAACGCAAUCCUCCCGUUACUUUAUUAGUAAUGAUUUUCUCCCUGUGGAAAAAAACAGUUGACUUAAAUAAACAAUGUGUCAGAACAA